AUGUUACUUUUGCUUGAGUUGUUUUUUAUCCUCAUAAGUAUUUCGAAUGGAGAAAAUGAUUAUUUACAUCUUCGGGUGAUAAAUCCAUCUACUCUGCCAUUUACAUAUCGCUUAAGUCCUGGUCAAAUAGGACCCCAUUUUAAUACAACAUUUACGUCCACGUCAUUAGUGCUAACAGAACCUCCUCACGCAUGUGAGCUGGUAAGUAAUGCACAUGAAGUGAAUCGAAAUAUUGCUCUCAUAAUUCGUGGAGGUUGUAGUUUCGUCACGAAAGCUAUUAAUGCUCACGUUGCCGGUGCAGUUGCUGUGAUUGUUUAUGAUUUUAACCGCAAGGCUAUCCACACAUUUAGCAUGAUUCAGGACGAUACUUCCAGACGUGUGCAGAUACCAUGUGCGUUUAUGAAUGGAAAAGAUGGGCAUUCAAUAACCACUGCUUUGGAUAAUUUAAAUCUAACAAAAGCAUUAGUUGAUUUUCCUGUUAAUGUUUCUGUGGUUCCAGUAUAUCACUUACGUUUAACUCCAUGGACAUUAUGGUAA
Messenger RNA from Schistosoma intercalatum, 537 nucleotides. The record is from the annotation of a GenBank genome assembly. NCBI's taxonomy places the organism in Eukaryota, Metazoa, Platyhelminthes, Trematoda, Strigeidida, Schistosomatidae.